AUGUGGGGCCCCAGCAUUGCGCCACAACCGCAUCAGCCACACUACAGCCCAACCACCUGUGGCUUACUGCACAAAACAGCAGGCCAGCCUCGCCGCCAGCAACUGCAACACGCAGCUCUCAGGCUGCCUGGUGAUGAUGCCGCUGGUUGGAGCUCCAGUUCCAUAUCUGCCAUCUCAACUCCUCUCAACCCACCGUCCAUUCACUCAGCAUACCUCUGUACCUGGCGAUACCAUCCUUCGGACAGGUUCAACGGAGACCAGCUUGCCAAGAUGGUGAGGCUCUUGCAGUCGCCCUGUCUGCAUACUCUGCCGCCCCCCCAUGAGGGAACGCUAGCUAACACCCUCAACACGCAGACGUCGAUAGGAACGGGCUACGAUCUUCUCAACUCCAUCUUUUCGCCAGAUGGCCGCAACUUUCAGGUGGAGUACGCAGUUAAGGCAGUAGAGAACGGCGGCACCUCAAUCGGUAUCCGGUGCAAGGAUGGCGUUGUCCUGGCUGUCGAGAAGGUGGUGACAUCAAAGCUCCUGAAGCCCGGGGCGAACAAGCGAAUUGCUACCGUUGAUAGCCACAUUGGAGUUGUUUACUCAGGAAUGGUCCCCGACGGCCGAUAUUUUGUCGACCGCGCCCGCGACGAAGCCCAAGGCUGGCGGCAACACUUCAAGACCCCGAUCCCCACGGCCGAUCUUGCCUCCCGGAUGGGCGGCUAUCUCCAGGCCUACACCAUGUAUGGUUCCGUCCGGCCGUUCGGCAUCACCGCUAUUGUCGGCGGCGUAGACACGUCCGAAGAGACGCCAGUCGACGGGGAAGUCGGCUCGGGUCCCAAGUGCGGUGCUGGCGGCAAGGUCCCCGGCAAGCAUGGCGGUCCGUUCCUGUACAUGAUUGAGCCCAGUGGUUUGUACUGGGGCUACUACGGUGCUGCUACAGGCAAGGGUCGUCAGGCGGCCAAGGCCGAGCUGGAGAAGCUGGAUCUGCAGUCCGGCAACAUGACCAUGGAGGAGGCCGUCAAGGAGGCCGCAAGGAUCAUCUUUGUCGCGCAAAAGGACAACAAGGACAAAGACUUUGAACUGGAAAUGACUUGGAUCAGUGGCGUGGAUGGUCCGACCAAGGGUCGUCAUGUCGAGGUGCCCAAGGAGUUGAGGGAGGAAGCUGAGCGGUUAGCAAAGGCGGAGGAUGACACAGACGAAGACGAGGAGAACGAUAAGAAAGACGAGGAUAAGAUGGAGGAGUAG
This is a messenger RNA of Metarhizium album ARSEF 1941, 1230 nucleotides long. RefSeq names its product proteasome subunit alpha type 3. Gene Ontology annotation, biological process: ubiquitin-dependent protein catabolic process. The transcript is spliced from 3 exons. The record is from RefSeq and is a predicted model, not a curated record. Lineage: Eukaryota; Fungi; Ascomycota; Sordariomycetes; Hypocreales; Clavicipitaceae. Gene Ontology annotation, cellular component: nucleus; proteasome core complex, alpha-subunit complex; proteasome core complex. Bases 1 to 1230 code for a protein of 409 amino acids.